GUGGCCUGGCCAGCGAUGGCUCUACAACGACCCCAAGUCCAUUCUUUACCUGUAUCUAUGUUUAUAUAUACAGAUAUCAAACAUUAUUCGUUUGUAUUGCCACCUAACGCCAGCUCUUCAAGGGAAAUAACUUCCUUCCCCCAAGAAGCCAAGUUAUCCCUACCAAACACCACUCCUCCUCCCUGCAAAACAUUCCCACCUCCGCCUUCUGCACCGGGAGUUUCGGAGAUGAAGCAGCGGCCUGCUUGUGCGCUCUGCGGGGGCGAGGCGGCGGUCUACUGCGAGCCGGACGCGGCCUUCCUUUGUUGGGCCUGCGACGCGUCCGUUCACGGCGCCAACUUCCUCGUAGCUCGCCACGUCCGCCAGGCCACCUGUGCCGCUUGCCACUCCCUCGACGCUGGCUGUCGCGUCUCCGGCGCAGGUCCGCAGCGGGUCCGCCCCCUCUGCGCUUCCUGCGAUCCCGAUCCUGCUGCUCCCCCUUCUCACUCUGAGGCCUCUUCGUCCUCUAGCUCUAGCCUCUCCACCUCCGAGUCCACGGCAGCGCCUCGGGCGAAGAAGCCCGCAGAUCCUCGGCGGACGGCCACAAAGCGACGACGCGGGGUGGUUGAGGAGAGGGUGGAGGCCGUCCUGCUAGGCUGGAGCCGGAGGAUGGGGUUGCGGCGCGGACGGCGGUGCGUGGAAGCGGCGGCCCGCGUGGUUGGCCUGCACCAGGAAACGACCGCGGCCCUGCCACUACCGGUGGCCCUCGCGGCCGCGUUGUGGUUCGCUGUCAAGCUCCGGGAGCAGGAUGCGGCAGCGGAAAGGGGCAGUUGGGUGGCGCUCCGGCGACUGGAGGCGUGCUCCGGAGUGCCUGCGAGGCUAAUCGCCGCCGCCGCGUCGCGGAUCGCCCGGGUCGCCGAACGCGAAGUCCGAGUCGCCAAGGAGGGCUGGGCCGAGUGCACGUAGCCGAACGAUCCUGUCCGCGUGCAUUUGUUUACUAAUUAAUCUCCCAAGUCCUUUCUUAUUGAAGGGAAAACAUGGCCAUAAUAAUAGUACUAUACAGUUUAUGGUGGGUUACGUA
Messenger RNA from Musa acuminata subsp. malaccensis (wild Malaysian banana), 1060 nucleotides. RefSeq names its product B-box zinc finger protein 32-like. The record is from RefSeq and is a predicted model, not a curated record. Gene Ontology annotation, molecular function: zinc ion binding. Lineage: Eukaryota; Viridiplantae; Streptophyta; Magnoliopsida; Zingiberales; Musaceae.